UCGACCAAGAAAAAAGUUCAAAAAACCAAUCCGGCAACACGCGCAAAAAAAAAGAAAAAAAAGAAAGAAAAAAAGGAAGAGUUUGUGAAAGAGCCGCAUCCCAGCUCCCCCACCAAGCACCUACAGCACUCUCACACACGCCUUCACACCGACGAAAGGCAGCAAGCAACCAAGCAAGCAACCAAGCAAGCAAUCAUGGGUUCCAUCCGGAGAUCAAAGACGAAGCGAAGAACCAGAGACCUCGACCAGAUCCAUGGCGACCUCCGCAACCCACGACAGCUGGCGCAGCUCAAGGCGAUGAUUCCGGAUGAAGACAAGCCCGCGCUGGGAAUCCACCACUGCAUCGAGUGCUCCAAGUAUUUUGAGCAGGAGCACAACCUGCGCGAGCACAGGCGGGGCAAGAACCACAAGCGACGCGUCCGCAUGCUCAAGGACGAGCCGUACACCCAGAAGGAAUCCGACGCGGCGUCGGGUGUCGGCUGCGCAUCCUUCUACGAGGCGCGCGAGCUCUCGAAGGAGCAGCGACGUCUGGACGAGGAGGCGCGCAAGAUGGAGAUUGAAGCAUAGACCGCCCAUCUACCCUCCAUGUCACAUACAGAUCUACCGUACUCGGCUGGCGUUCAGCGGCGCUCAAAAUUUGGGAAUUCAAUUCAAUUCAAUGAUAAUAUAUUUUUUCUUCUUCGUUUACAUACCGUACUUUUAUUUUGCGUCCGAAUCCGUAAAAGCGCGCACAUGGCCCAAACUUA
This is a messenger RNA of Tricharina praecox, 746 nucleotides long. RefSeq lists its product as uncharacterized. The record is from RefSeq and is a predicted model, not a curated record. NCBI's taxonomy places the organism in Eukaryota, Fungi, Ascomycota, Pezizomycetes, Pezizales, Pyronemataceae. The transcript is spliced from 3 exons. The coding region runs from base 196 to 567 and encodes 123 amino acids.